CAAACAGUGUUUGCAUUCAAUUAAUUGUGUUUUUCAUAAUUUGGUUGUUUUUGUUGUGUUUUUGAUGUGUUGUUUGACUCAAUGCUGUGGAAAAUGUCCAACAGUUUAGUGCUGAAGAUUAUCUCGUCGUCCAUCAAUAUCUCAAAACAGGCCGGAGUUAUAGUACGGGAUGUGAUGAAGACCGGGGAACUCGCCGUUGUCGACAAAGGAAUCAAUGAUCUCCAGACAGAAGCCGAUAGGAGAGCCCAGAACUGUAUUAUCACUUCGCUGUCCAAACAGUUCCCGAAGAUAGCGAUCAUCGGUGAAGAGACUUUAGACCCGAACGAUAAGAUCGACGACAAGUGGAUUGUCAGCACUUUUGACGAAUCGGUAUUCGCACACAAGUGUCCCGACGAUUGGCUUAAUGUUGCCGAUGAAGACAUAGUCGUAUGGGUGGACCCAUUAGACGGCACGAGCGAAUAUACUCAGGGACUUCUCGAUCACGUGACUGUUCUAAUCGGUGUAUCAGUGAAAGGCCACGCCAUCGGUGGUAUUAUUCAUCAGCCAUUCUAUAACUAUAAGGAAGAGACCGAUUACUCGAAGUUGGGUCGAACCAUAUGGGGUUUGGUAGGGUUGGGUGCGUUCGGUUUCCAACACAAACAGCCGCCCGAAGGCAAGGUUAUAGUGACGACCACUCGAUCGCAUAGCAGUCCUACCAUUAACGCCGCCAUCGAAGCCAUUAAGCCGGACGAAGUGCUUCGUGUGGGCGGCGCCGGACAUAAAGUGCUUUUGGUUAUCGAAGGCAAAGCACACGCCUAUGUCUUCCCGAGCCGUGGCUGCAAGAAGUGGGACACCUGUGCGCCGGAGGGUGUGCUCAACGCUCUGGGCGGUCGACUCACGGAUGUGUUCGGCAACGAUCUUCGCUAUGAACGCGACGUCAACCACACGAACGAGUUGGGCGUUUUGGCCACACACGACGCCAUCACCGCUCACUCCUUCUUCUUGUCCAAGUUUUCCGAUGACGUGAAGGCAUCCCUUCUUUCAGCACAAAAGUCUAAUUAA
Molecule: messenger RNA, 1041 nt
Organism: Medioppia subpectinata
Lineage: Eukaryota; Metazoa; Arthropoda; Arachnida; Sarcoptiformes; Oppiidae
Source: the annotation of a GenBank genome assembly